GAAAGGGAAAAAAACUCUUCCCAGUGCAAGCUCUUCUCGCCGUUUCUCAGUUCGUUCAGGCUCCAGGUACAGAGAGUGCCUGGCUGCAACGGCACGGUGUGAACGUGCGGCUCUGGCAUUUCAAGCGCCCUCUGCAAAGGGAGAGCGUGCAUCUGUCUACUACCCAGCGCUCCUUCCCUGUUUGCUCUUCCAGGUUGUCCUCUGGGUUGCCCAUCCAUGAGCUCAGAUUUCCAGCACUACAGUUUCAGGAUGCCGAACAUCGGGUUCCAGAACCUGCCUCUCAAUAUAUACAUCGUGGUUUUCGGCACCGCCAUCUUCGUCUUCAUCCUCAGCUUACUCUUCUGUUGCUACUUGAUCAGGCUCAGACAUCAGGCACACAAAGAGCUUUAUGCCUACAAACAGGUUAUUCUAAAGGAAAAAGUAAAAGAGCUUAACCUGCACGAGAUUUGCGCCGUUUGCCUGGAGGAAUUCAAGCCCAAAGACGAGCUGGGAAUCUGUCCGUGUAAACAUGCCUUCCACAGAAAGUGCCUCAUCAAGUGGUUGGAGGUGCGAAAAGUGUGCCCGCUUUGCAACAUGCCCGUGCUCCAGCUGGCGCAGCUCCACAGUAAGCAGGACCACGGGCCGCCCCAGGGCCCCCUGCCCGGGGCAGAGAACAUUGUAUAGCUUUCCCCAAGAAACAGACUUGCCCAUCACGACCGAUACUGCCAGGGUAACAACAACGGACCUAUGCAGAGAAUCGCGGAUCUCGGGAUCCGUAGCUUACCGCCUCGGUGCCUCUGCUAGGAUUCCCUUCGUCUCAUGAGGGCCUCCCGACACGCACUUCGGGGGGUGGGGCCAGAUGCUGGGACUCGAACAACCAAAGCACUACACCACCGGCGCAAAAAGACGCCAGAAGGCAGCGGCAGGCCGGUGUGGGUGGGUUUCUGAGAGCACUUUAUGACCAUCCCCGUCGCCUGGAUGACCCGCCUAGGCCGGGUCCCUGUUUCCAGCGAGCUGAAUCCACAGCGGACGGAGCAGAAGGGAUCGCGUUACAAAUGCAACGGGAGAACUCAAGGGGCAGAGUCCCUGGCGGCACGGGUCCGGGAGCCUCGAAUGGCAGAUUCAAUACAGACCACGCACGCCUUCUCGUCUCGCAUGGGGAAAAGUAAAUGCACACGCUUCACGAGCCCCUUGGAAACGCACCUCUCCGCAGCCAAACCCAACCGGCGGUUUCCUCGUGCUGAACUGCCAGCGGCUGGCCAAGCGAGCAAUGCCAAGGCAAAGGUUUUACAUCGUUCCUGUAAUGAGAUUUUCCCUGAGUCAUGGACUUAAGCAGGACCUCUGACAUUGUCCUAUAAGCCUGGGGCGGGGGAAACGGUGCCAUCUGCCAGGAGCCUCGGAGGGGGUUUAACUGCACCACCCCGGGCUAACGAAGUCUGAGAGGAGGCUUUGCAAGCUUUGGGUUGGAUAUGUCGCAUCAAAGAACUGAGUGCGAGGUGCAGGCAUGGCUGGGUUUGAGGUGUUGGCCAGCUAAAGAUCUGGAGCCUUGGGUAUUGGAGAUCAACGCGUACGUGCCCGUGGAUUGGAUCUGCUCUUGAACUGCCCCUGGGGGUGGGGAGUCCCUCAUCCCUCCUCCCAAGCGGUGGCAUGGUGGGUAGUAGGGGUUGUGUUCCAUUGUGCAAAUUGCUAGGAAGCCAGCUUGGGGUACAAGCACUUACUGCUCCCUACAUAGCACCUGCAUGCAUGUCCUUGUCCCCUGCAGUACAAAGCCCAAACAUGCCUGAGUCCCUGCACUUGUAUGAACGCUCCUGCCCUUUGCGUCCGAGCGGGCUGAGCUGGUUGCCGUUACAGCGUUGCCUUCUCUGGUCUCUGUGCUCAGCCGGCUAAACCUGAGCAGCUGAGACUGGGGGGUGAGCAUGCCCAGCUCCGGUCAGUUCGGCAGAGCUCCUGCCUCCUGCCCUCGGGCUGAUUCUGCCCUUCGCUGUCCCGUGUCCGCCGAAGCGCGGAGCAGUGCCGUCAUGCCGGGGUGCAGCGCGCUGGGUGUUUAGCUGGAGCGUGUUUGAGCAGGGUGGGGUUACGGUUCCCAGACCCAUUUUCAGCACGGCUCAGUCUGUAGGCUAGCGCGAUUCCUCGCUGCGCCUGUCGGGAGCAGCCAAGACGCAGACGGACCAGAGGGACAGUUCUUCUUAUAGGGAUGUAGCCAGCCACUACGUUACACGUGCAUUUGACUUGUCCCCUUGUCUGUAUUGGGACAGCUCUUUCUCCUCCUUUCUCACCCUUAUGCGCUGGCAUCCUGCUGUCCCGUGGCUGUAUCAGGGUGUCACCGCUGUUCCCAUUCAGGACCAGCGUUCUGGCCCUGUAACAGUGCUUUUAGGCUCCAUGACUCCCCCCCCCACCCCAAUCUGUUGCUUUUUGCGACCGCACUGAACUACCCAGAGCCUUUCAGGUGUGUGCACAUUGCCUCGGCCUUUCUAAUCUGGUACCGUGGUGAUGUGUCAGAGCAGAAGAGGCAUCGCGACGCUUGUCCUGGGGCUCCUGCUGAGGCUAUGUCCUCGAGAGCAGCAGGGCAGGCCGGGGCUACGGCUUCCUUUCCGCCGUUGGCAGCUUUGCAGUACAACUGUGCCGGGAAAGAGCUUGCCUGGAGUCUGAGCCAGGCACGGUCGGCGAAGACCCCGGCCCACACCCCAUUGCACUCACUGAUCUGCCUCAAGCUCUUAUCUUCCCAUCUAGCAUGCACGGUCCCAACGUGCCUAUGAAAUAAGGGACGUCUGUAGAGACCUGAAUAGCAAACCUCCGGGAUGCUGUACCCAGUCCUACUGCCAGCGGGAAGUUUUCACCAUCGAUUUUUAUUUUUGUUUCAGUGGGAUCCGGUUCAGACCAUCUUUGCCGGGCAGUGCAGACAGGCCCGAUGAUCCCUCCAGUCUGCUUUUGAUUUGUUUUCCCGCUGCUGCUUUCCUUUCUAUUGAGUCCUUCACAAAAAUCCACCUCCCCCGGCGCGAGACAAUUGGGUAUCUGCAAAACGUGACUCCCAGCAAACCCGCAGUGUGAUAGGGAGGUUUGUGUUUGAACAAUUAAUCACGUAAAUAUUGACCCAGGCUGAGUCAGCCAGCCUCCCUGGACACCUGACCGAGGCUGGGUUUCGGUUUGAUUUCCAGUACAGCUGCCUUUUGUGUUCCUGUUUCGUUCACGAAGAAAGCAUGUGAUCCCCUUACUGUUGCAUGUUAGGGACGGCACCAAAGGGGCAGCGAUGUUCCCCUGACGACUGGAAAAAGCCUCCAAACUCCUCUGAACGUUUCAGGCCGUUAGCACCGCAGGCUCUUCCUCGUCAUAGUGGAAGUGGCUUGUAGACCGGGCCCUGAUGGCACCUAGGGGGAGUGUGACCAAGGGCUGCUCAAGAGUUGAUGCAUCUCCAUGUCUGUGCUGAAUUGGGAAGCGACCAUGAAUUGUGUAGAGCUUCCUGGUCCAUCAAAGGUCCAUCCCGGCGCCCCGAGGAGAGGACUUGCAGCUGAAGGUGUGUGCCAGCAGUUUGCUGGGUCAGCGCUCAGCGUCCCUUUAGUGGCUUCGUUGGUCGGUAAUAGCGGGGAUUCAGCUCCACGUCGGGAUGGGAAUCUGCUUUGGCUCUGCAGUGUGAAAGUCAAGGCCACCUGUUGCCUCUUUGGAGUGGCCUCUGACGUGGUUACUCCUCUCCCUUUGCAUCAAAUCUCCGUGUCCCCAGCCUCUCUGUCUGAGCAAGAAGACUAGAUUGAACGGUCCCGGUAGGCACCUGUGCUCUCACCCCCUUCCUAAAACAAAAGCCCCAGUCAUACGAUGGCAUGCCGGUUUUCAGGAGCACCGUCUGCUCUGAGCACGUGGCAUUUCAUCUCCAGGGUGAAACAUUAAUUUUUUCCCUAAAUCCCCUGGAAUGAAAAUUUAGGAAUAAGCUCUUCCAGUUCUGCGUGCGACAUCAAGUUACAAGUAAACGUCAGGCAAUCCGAUAUGGCAGCCAAAUCCUGCGGUAUGUCUAAAGCCCAUACUUUCAUACCCUCCCGCAGGGUUGGACGGAGCUGGUGUCACUUGAAAUGUCCCUUGGAUCAAGCAGUGGGAUUUGUGGCACGUGCGUGCGCUGUUCGUUGGUUUAACGAGCACGUAUGCUCCGACUGCUGCUUUAUCCACUUGACUUCACCAAAAUAUUCACCUCCCACUCCUGUCUCCACCAUCUGCUUUCUCGGAGGAGCGAGGGGUCUUUUUGCUUUCUUUCGAAGGGCUGUUGCAGAAACAGAGACGUCAUCCUUCCCCUUUGUAAUCCGUGGAUAGCCAUCGAGACUUCACUCAGGUUGGACUUGCUGAGUUUUAUUAAGGUAGUUUGACAGUCCCGCUCUGCAGCCUCUCUAACUGGCACAACGCACCGUGUCGUUCUGGUAUCCGCAGAGCAAUCGACUACCUCGAGCGGACCGUUUCAUCUCUUCAGCAGCGGUGGUGCCGAGCGUGCGGCUGUUUUACACCUCCCUCCGGGAACGUGCGGGCACGCUGCAUCCUCUCCAGUUGGCAAAACCGAUUAUUUUUCGGAGCAUUCAGCAGUAUCCGUGCCUGGCUUUGGUCCAGUCCACGUGAACGGGUGGCCUGAGUGUGUCAAUGAUUGGAUCCAGCAGGAGUGGAUCUCAGUACAUUUGAGACAUCAUCUUGAGAUGCUGAACCGGGAACGUGGCUGGGAUCAAGCUAAAAUUUCCAGGAAACUCGUUGCUUUCGGUGAAUAUUUGUCCUUGGGUCCUUUUUAAAAGUGCUUCCUUGAAGAACCAGGUUCCCCUUCCACUUAAUGGACUCGGUGGAUGACUCUGAUCUCUCAGGGUCAGACCCUUAAACUACGAACAGGUGCUUCAUUUGUCCUGGAAGAAAUCAUUUUAUCCCAGGACAAAGCGCAGUCUGUGUUCAUUGUCCCAGGACAAACCCUGAAAGGGUUGGCAGGAUAAGGAAUGCUAAUAGUUUGUCCCAAGGUAUCACAAAAUGCAGCCAGACGGUUAUCCCAGGAUUGCAUCGUUAAACCAGGACAGAAAAUCAGCAGUGCAUUCAGCUGCCUACGAAACCUUGAUCGGAAGGGCAAUGCGUGCACACUCCAAUCCCAGGACGUUCCUGUUCCAGGACAAAUGCAGGCACAAGUUAUCCCAGGACAAAUGCAACAUCUGUUCCUACGCCCAUCCACCCAGGGGAUGAAAGCAAAAUCCCUUCUCACACAUCCAACCUUGAUUUAGGUUUCUCACUUAGAUCUUAAGUAAGACGAGAGAAAGCCGUCUCUGCUCAUGGGUAUUCCUUACUAACUUGAUAUCCUCUCCCAAGUGCGUGGUCGGUGCAAAUUUCUGUUCCCACUAGUAGCAUGGACAGGUGCUGUCAGAGCAGCCGCACUGUGCAUGUCACAAAGGGAUGGCGACACUGUGUGCUAUAGAAGCCAAACCUCCCGGUAGCAAAGACCAUGCCGGUGCCAUUAUAUUUGAAGUGAUACGCUCUCUUAUGUGCCUAUGUCUUGUGUGUCCUUCAGUUGUAACUAUUGCCUUGCUCUGUUGGAGAAAGUGAAGCAACUUUCAGCCAACCUGUAAAAUAGGAAACACUCUCUCGAGAGGCCUGUGCAUUAAGUGGCUGCCCUCAAUCACGCUGCAUGGACCCACUGGCCCAACGCGUUCGUGGUGGUGGUGGAUUGUGAAGCUUGGUUAGAGUCCCUUCCCCUCAGCCAGGGCAGAGCUGCAGCACCGGGCUCUGCAUCCCUUUCCUGGCUGGAUACGUCUCCACAAACCUCCUUACGGGGUUAGCGCUGGCUCCUGUCACCUCCUCUGGCUUCUGGGUGAGCUCAGCAUCCUGCUGCCUGCCCUGCUGAUGGACGACCCAUCUGGUCUCUCUCUCCGCAGUGGACAUUGGGAUUCGCUCCAUGAAAGCCAAUGGGUUUGCACCCUUUUGACAUCAGACUCCAGCUCAGCAUGUCUGGGAAUCACUCGUAAAAUAUAAAAGACAGAGAGAGAUGACUUGGGUACAAAUGAAAGGGACAGGCUAUUUCCUGAAUUUUGCUCUAUUUUUGCCAGUAUUUACAAGUCUCGUUGCCUAUUUCCAAGGGUGUUAGAAAAGGGCCACAGAGUAUUCUUACAUUGUUCAGGCUUUUCUAACGGCAGAGUAGACUGUUCUUCCCAAUCCUUUUAGAAGCGGGGGGUAAAAUUUCUGAUAACAAAUUGGUCUGUGUAAUUCGAUAGCAACAAUUGUGACCGGUCCGUAGGCUAGAGGUAGUUCAUGUGCUUAGGGCCUCAAGGCUUUGGGGGGGGGGGGGGGGGGUGUAUAUAUAUAUAUAUAUAUAUAUAUUUCCCCCCCUCCUUCCAUGUAAAUAUAGUGUGAAUCCUAAGAAGGUUUAUGGAGCUUGGACGCCUCAUAGACAUGUUUGUACACUAAGAAUUCUGCAGCAGAAUAUUUUUUAAAACAUUCGCUGUUUUUUUUGUAAGCUAUAUUUUUGUAUAUUUAAUUGCUAUUUUAAAAUUCUAAUGCAUCUUUUUUGCUAAUCACACUAUUCUUAAGGGGAAAAAAAACCGUUUGCAUGUGAUUGGACUUGAACUGUAAAUAAAUGCAGAUUUUGGAAA
This is a messenger RNA of Alligator mississippiensis (American alligator), 6566 nucleotides long. RefSeq names its product ring finger protein 24 (gene RNF24). Lineage: Eukaryota; Metazoa; Chordata; Crocodylia; Alligatoridae. Gene Ontology annotation, molecular function: ubiquitin protein ligase activity; zinc ion binding. Gene Ontology annotation, cellular component: endomembrane system. The record is from RefSeq and is a predicted model, not a curated record. The transcript is spliced from 6 exons. Bases 217 to 663 code for a protein of 148 amino acids.